Messenger RNA from Rhincodon typus (whale shark), 1554 nucleotides. RefSeq names its product ankyrin repeat domain 54 (gene ankrd54). Gene Ontology annotation, biological process: regulation of intracellular signal transduction; regulation of protein kinase activity. Gene Ontology annotation, molecular function: protein kinase regulator activity; protein binding. NCBI's taxonomy places the organism in Eukaryota, Metazoa, Chordata, Chondrichthyes, Orectolobiformes, Rhincodontidae. The record is from RefSeq and is a predicted model, not a curated record. The transcript is spliced from 8 exons. Gene Ontology annotation, cellular component: nucleus; cytoplasm. The coding region runs from base 152 to 1045 and encodes 297 amino acids.
AAGUCCUGGUCCAAUCAGUGGACAGGAUGGGGAGGCGGGCGGCCAUCGGGAUGAAGGCGACGGAGAGAAAAUAAAUAAAAUAAUUUAACGAGGGAAGGCAUCCGUCCUGGGGCCAUCAUGAUGCGGUAGGGGACGAGCGAUAAGCGGUUCCAUGGCGGCCUCAGACGAUGACACGGUGUCGGAGCGCUCGAGCUCCGAGGGCGAGUACCCGGUGUUCGAGCGCGGGGCAGCGGCGGCUGCCGCCGACGCCUUCCGAUUGGCCGCCUUUGAUCCGGACUGCGGCCGGCACCGCCGCCUCGGAACCGGAGACCGUGCUGAAGGCCUCACCUACCUGCACUUCAUGUGGCAGGGGCAGGACGGGGAGCCCGGCGGCCGCCAGCAGGAGCUGACCGGGAAAAUGGGCGUCAACCGCCUGAAGCGGCAGGUCAAGGUUCACCGCAAGGCUUGUCCUUUGGGCAAAGACAUUCAUGCUCAGAAGCGUUUACGAGAGGCUGCAAAUGCCAAUGAAGUUGAGAUUGUGAGCCAACUGCUUGAGGGUGGCACUGAACCAUGUGUAGCUGAUGACAAAGGCAGGACUGCCCUUCACUUCGCUUCUUGUAAUGGAAAUAGUUCAAUCGUGCAGUUGUUGUUGGAUCAUGGAGCAGACCCUAACCAAAGGGAUGGACUGGGAAACACACCACUGCAUCUGGCUGCCUGUACAAACCAUGUACCUGUGAUCACUACACUCUUAAGAGGAGGUGCCAGAGUGGAUGCCCUAGAUCGAGCAGGAAGGACUCCACUCCACCUCGCCCGCUCUAAACUGAACAUCCUGCAAGAUGGUCAUUCACGAAGCCUGGAGGCCCUCCGGGUAGAGGUGAAACAGAUCAUUCAGAUGCUGCGUGAAUAUUUGGAAAGACUAGGUAACCAUCAAGAGACUGAGCAGCUGGAUGAUCUUUGUACAAAACUUCAGAUGACCAGCACAAAAGAACAGGUUGAUGAAGUUGCUGACCUGCUCUCGAGCUUCACUACACUCAGCCUACAAAUACACAACUUGGGUACAAGGUAGCUGAAUACAGUCCUUCCACUGCCAUUGGUGCAAUUCUACAAGCACUGAUGUAAAAAUAAAUAUGUGAAAGCCAAUGUAGAAAUCACAGUUUUCUUUCUAGACCUGUGUUUGUGACCUUUGGUUUUAGCAACAUAAUUCUCACUUUUUAAUAUAAUAGAAAUGUUGAUAAAAUCUUUAUGGAAGCAAGCUUUGAACCUGAGCUCUCCCAAGAUAAUGAGUGUUAGCUCUGGUAGAAACUUUUUAACCUCCUAAAAUUCUUAGUGUAAUAAUGUGGACUGGUCUGAUUUACAAGCAUGUCACCUUCAUGGUGAAAGCUUUUAUGAUGACUGUUGACAGAUAUUAAAGCAGAAAUUGAUUGUUUCCAAGUACUCUUACUUCAGGUGACAAUGGUUUGAUUAACAAACCAACAACUUGAAAUUCACUGUCAGAAUCUGUUUAUAAUGUGCAGUUAUUGGUGACAGUAAAUAUGUAUUAAAUGUAAAGUUUCAGUGAAUAAAGUUUAAACUGAG